CUCACAAUACAUUUUGAUCAGAUUAUGGUUAAUGUGGGGACUCAUUUUGACCAAGAGAGCAGCGUCUUCAUGGCUCCACGCAGAGGGGUGUACAGCUUCAGCUUCCACGUUGUGAAGGCCUACAACAGGCAAACAAUUCAGGUCAGCCUGAUGGUGAACGGCUGGCCCAUGAUUUCAGCGUUUGCAGGGGACCAAGAUGUGACCAGGGAAGCUGCCACCAAUGCGGGGCUGGUGAUCAUGGAGAAGGGGGACAAGGCUUACCUCAGACUGGAGAGGGGCAACCUGAUGGGAGGCUGGAAGUACUCCACCUUCUCUGGUUUUCUGGUCUUCCCUUUGUGA
This is a messenger RNA of Nematolebias whitei (Rio pearlfish), 339 nucleotides long. It is a transcript of the gene cbln12, whose product is annotated as cerebellin 12. The record is from RefSeq and is a predicted model, not a curated record. Gene Ontology annotation, molecular function: protein binding. NCBI's taxonomy places the organism in Eukaryota, Metazoa, Chordata, Actinopteri, Cyprinodontiformes, Rivulidae. The transcript is spliced from 3 exons. The annotation marks the transcript as partial. Gene Ontology annotation, cellular component: synaptic cleft; glutamatergic synapse.